UCCAUCUUUCCCCUCGCUUUCGUGCCACAAAGCUCACGUCCGGACUUGGGAUUCAUGGCCGAGCCUUCCCGGCCCUGGGUGCACCCCGGGGGCGCGGCCGUGCUGGAGGGCCUCAAGUCCAGGCCAGAGCUGAAUGGACAGGAUGUGACCAUCCAGGCUCGGGAUGUGGCCACUGGCCGCUGGCGCUGCAAAGUCGCACCCUUCGGUGAAGAGAUGAAGUUCAAGGCAGAGAACUUGGGAGAACCCCCGGAGAAGGAGGAGCCCAUUGACGCAAACUGGUUACGCCGCGGCGUGCAGGCAGCGGUCAAGGACUUGCCGGAGCAUGAGGGCCAGAUCGUACGUGUGGUCACGGUGGAUGGCGACACCGGCAGCUGCAAAUGUGUGCUGCGAUCCUCUGGCGAGGCUAUUGAGGUCUCCAGAAAGAAUCUCCGGCCCUUGGCGAAUGCAGCCGUGUCGGAGGAGCCGAAGCCGCAGCCGAAGCCGAAGCCGAAAGCGGGCGGCACUGACUGGGCAGCAGUGGAGCUGGAGCGACGAAGAUUGGCGGAGGGCUUCCGCUCCGGCUUUGAGGAGGGCGCCACAGUCAUGCUGGAGGGCCUGCAGUCCAUGCCAGAGCUCAACGGCCAAUGUGGUAAGCUGCUGACUUGGGACGCGCAAGCUCUCCGUUGGCGCGUCCACAUAGAGGGUGGUGGCAUCAAGUCUUUCCGGCCGCAGAACCUCAUUCCGCAACAGGAUGGCUUGAAGCGAAAGGCCAAGAACGAAGAGGAGCCGGAGGAGAGUGAGAAACGCCAGCGGGGUGAGACCUGAGACGUGAUCUUAAAGGCUGCUGAGCUGUGCCUGAUUCGGCCAACAAUGGCUCCAGGAGUGCAAACUUUUU
Messenger RNA from Effrenium voratum, 874 nucleotides. The record is from the annotation of a GenBank genome assembly. Lineage: Eukaryota; Dinophyceae; Suessiales; Symbiodiniaceae.